Messenger RNA from Agrilus planipennis (emerald ash borer), 722 nucleotides. RefSeq lists its product as uncharacterized. The record is from RefSeq and is a predicted model, not a curated record. The coding region runs from base 165 to 665 and encodes 166 amino acids. The transcript has 5 exons. NCBI's taxonomy places the organism in Eukaryota, Metazoa, Arthropoda, Insecta, Coleoptera, Buprestidae.
UUUUUAGAGGGACAAAAACGGACAUAAGUUUGUUUAUCUUCGUAUUAGUAAAAAUAUGGCAUCAGGUUUCUGUUUUAGUGUGUGACAAAACUUCAGAACGUGGUGGAUGCAAUGUAUUUCAGGGGGCUACUGCUGCAACUAAGGCAACUUGCACCGCAAAGUGUAUGGGUGCUUGCAGCCCUGGGGGUGGAGGUGCAGGAACUGGUAGUAAAUCCCCAUCAUUGGGAUCUAAGCGAACCAGUGGAAAUGGAGCAAAAUGCGGGAAAGAUAAAGGCCAAAUAUUAUCCAUCCUGCUUGCUAUUAGAGAACCCAUUGCCGAGUAUCAACAAAAAGGUGGUUUAGGGCGAUAUGAGCAGGUGGGGUUUCUGUGUUUGCUAACGUCCAUCUAUCAGCAGGCAUACCAAGCCUGUCUGGCCUUUCUGACAAUGUUGUGUAACUUGCUACCUUUCAUCGACGUGUUUCUCUUAGUGAUCAGAUUUGCACUCGAUAGGCUAAUAUGUAUAGUGAAAACAGACAGUGUUGGGGCCGCAGCAGUUGGACUGAUAAGUCUAAUCGGACAGGUAUUUGUUGUGAUAAUGAUGCUGGGCCUAAUUUGCAUGUUCUUAUUAUUUCCUGUACUGUCGUUAGUGCUCGCAUUUGUUUACAGACUCUUGGGUAUGAACUAAUCGAAAUUCCAGUUGCAACAAACAUCAAAUGUUAAUAAUAAAGUUUUAUUAUCCUAC